AUGGCUGCCAGCUCUGCAGCUGCAUCUCUGCUGCCUCCAGUGAAGAGCGUGGUGGUGUAUAGGAAUGGAGACCCCUUCUACAGUGGACGCAGGUUUGUGGUCAACCAGCGACAGGUGGUCACCAUGGAGGCCUUUCUGAAUGAAGUGACCCAGAGCAUCGGUGCCCCUCUUGCCGUCAGGACUCUGUACACCCCCAGGCAGGGCCACCGAGUCACAGACCUGCAGGAUCUACGGACAGGAGCCCAGUAUGUUGCUGCUGGCUUUGAGAGAUUCAAGAAACUCGAUUACCUGAACGUGAGAACAAAAAAGCAACCCACUGCUCGUGAGGAAACCCAGGUCAAAGCAAUCCAGAGGCCGAAUGUGUCAGCUAAAUGGAGGAAGUAUAUACCUGUGCCUUGCAUUAUACACGUUUUUCGAAAUGGAGACCUCCUGUGUCCACCGUUCCGAUUCAUCAUUCCUCGGAGCAUGCAGCAGGACCUGGAUCAGAUCUUGAGUCUAAUCACAGAGAAGGUCAGCCUAAGGACCGGUGCGGUGCGCAGGUUGUGUUCUCUAGAAGGAGUGGCCGUGUCCUCAGCUGGUGAGCUGGAGACUGGCCGCUGCUAUGUUGCCGUGGGAACUGAGAGGUUCAAGAAACUCCCAUAUGUGGAGCUAUUAAUCUCCAAAACUACAGAGAGAUAUUACCCUGGGAAGAGAAGGAUGUUAAGGAGAGCUGAGAACAGGAAAGCAGGAAGCGGGCCUGAAGACCAAUGCAGUGACUCAGCUCUCCUUGACUCCCCAGAGUCAGACGGUCGGAGGGUGAAGUCAACAGGAGAUGAAGCUGCAGCCCCACAAGCUUCCCAGCAAAGGAGCAGGAGAGAGGGAGCAGAUGAGACCUCUAUGUUUUUUGCCAGGCCGGUCAAGAUCCGGAAGAAUCGAAUGCAAACGAGACCACCGCUCAGCAAUGGAUCUGGCCAGCCCAGUGUAUUUAAAAGUUCAGCACAGAAAAGGAGAGAAGAGGUACGAGGGGCAGAGGAGGUGCAGGAGGAUGAAAAUACAGCUACAGAGCUUCCUGUUGAUCAGAGAGCUGCAGAAAUAGUGGAGGAGGAGGAAUUAACCAACCCAGACGAUCCUCUGCAGAACAAACAGAUGAGACAAGCACAAAUUAUCAGGGGUGAGCAGCACGACGACAAGGAGCACCCACACAAGUACAGUGGAAAGCAGGCAUUACUAUCUGAAGAGGAGCAGGAGUCCAAAGCUGAAAUACUGGAGCUGAAGCAGACGUCUUCAAAGUCGAGGCCUUCGUCGUCUAGCAGCCACGCAGAGCACAGAAAAGAAAAGGAGAUCCUGCAGGAUGCGCCGUCGGUUGCAACAGAACAAAACCACCAUCAUCAGGAGGUCACGGCAUCCUAACAGUUUCACAUCGCAUGAACGUUUGAUUAAAUUAGUAGUACUUUAACUGUGGUAAUGAGCCAAAUAACAACAUUAAUGUAUGUUUGUCUUAUUGUAGAAAAUGUAAGCGUGAGAAGUGCAAGCAGAACAAACACUACAACAGGUGGAUACACUAUCAGAAGCUCUACAAGCUUCAACUAAAACUGAUUGAAGUUUAUUGUAUUGUUUAUGACAUUGUCCAUUCAGUUUUACAGGCAUGAUUCUUAUGCUGAUACUGUGUAGAUGUUCAAUGCUGCAAUAUAUUCACUAUGCG
This is a messenger RNA of Pundamilia nyererei, 1681 nucleotides long. RefSeq names its product doublecortin domain containing 2B (gene dcdc2b). Gene Ontology annotation, cellular component: microtubule; microtubule organizing center. NCBI's taxonomy places the organism in Eukaryota, Metazoa, Chordata, Actinopteri, Cichliformes, Cichlidae. The transcript is spliced from 14 exons. Gene Ontology annotation, biological process: intracellular signal transduction. The coding region runs from base 1 to 1389 and encodes 462 amino acids. The record is from RefSeq and is a predicted model, not a curated record.